UACAGGCUGCGGGGAUUCCCAGAGAGUUGUUUCUCAGCUGGUCGUCGCGCGGGCAGAGCUCGAAUAUGUAAUCUCUUUUACAGCCGGUUCGCCCGUACUUAUCUUUCUUAAUACCGGUAUCUCUGGCGUUCCUCUUGUCUCAGGAGGAACACCGUAUCAGGUCACUUUCUGUUCCGCCGCCAUUCCCAACGAUCGCCUACUCGAUCCGUAGGAGUGCGCUAGGCUUACUGCGGUGUUUACUUCGGACUACUCCGGCAGUGGAGCGCGAAACCGUAGGGCGUUCUCCGCGGCUUCGUCUCGCCUCGGUUCUGGUUUUCCCGUGAAGAGACCGGUCUCCAUCUACUGAAGAUGGUGCAAACGACGAACCGAGGUUCUGGCCAUUCAUCGAACCAGAAGGGCGGCAUUCGCGUUUACAAGAUCGUAGUUCUCGGCGAUGGAGGCGUGGGAAAAAGCGCACUGACGCUUCAGUUCGUGACUCACAGCUUCUUGGAAUACCACGACCCGACCAUCGAGGAUGCCUACCAGCAGAAGACUGUCAUUGAUGGAGAAGUGGCACUAUUGGACAUUCUGGACACUGCUGGCCAGAUUGAAUUCACAGCUAUGCGGGACCAAUACAUGCGCUGCGGGGAAGGUUUUGUCAUAUGCUAUGCCAUCACAGACCGUAGAAUGGAGGAAGCUGCCGAGUGCAGAAAGCAGAUUGAGCGUGUCCGCUGUUCAGAGUCUGUGCCCAUGGUUCUGGUUGGCAACAAAUGUGACCUGGAAAGUUCUCGCCAGGUUUCCACCGAGGAAGGGCAGGCGUUGGCGCGACAGAUGAACUGCCCCUUCUACGAGACCUCAGCCGCGCUGCGUCACUUUGUGGAUGACGUGUUCCACACGCUGGUUCGCGAGAUCCGGCGCCGGGAGAAGGAGCGACAGUUCCUGCUUCGGCGGGCCGCCCGCAGGAAGGCAUCCAGCGAGCGGUGGCAAGCCUUCACACACGCCUGCCGCUCCCUGCUUUGCGUGCGCGGAUCUGGGGACGCGUCGUCUCACUCCUGAGCGUGCACUGUUUUUUGUUUGACCCUCCCCUCUGUUGGCCCGUCCAAGGCUUUGUUGUUGUCUUCUGCCCUAGGCCAACACUUGUUUGACCAUUGUGCAGCCAAGCAGCGUCGCGUGGUGGCCCGGGUUUCCACUGCUACUACUGCUGGUCGGUUUGCCGUUGAACAAAUGUAAGGCAGCUAGCUAGCAGUGGCGCCUGUAAAUCGCUGCUCAACCAAGUUUCAGUUUUAUUGCUGACAGGCUUCAGGUUGCAAUGUGUUAACUGUCAUCUUGUUCGCUAUUGCCUCUAGUUGCAGAAUUCAGAGAGAGAUUAUGUGGUUAGGAUGAUUGGGAAAGCUCAGUAGGACUAGAAAGCUUGCUGGAGGUACAGUGUUUCAAAGACGUCUCAUGUUGUAGGGGACAGUUUCUACAGCUGUUCAUGCAGUUCACAGCAUUCGAGGCAGCUCAAGUUGCUGGUGCUUUUAUCAUUUACACUGAAAUAAGACCGUUUACUAAAAAUGUGCAUAAAGCCCAUGCAGGACAAGGCCUAUCUAGUCCUCUUGAUGAGCAACUGUGUUUGCUGUUGCAAUUUUAGAUUACAAUUAAGAGAUGUCAUUUCUCUGCUGACCAAAUUCUAGUUUGAUGAGGGCAGGCUUGUCACCAGUGCUUUUUGUCACGUGGAGUGACUUAGAGGCUUUGCUGCUUCAUCUCGUAACAUGAAAGUAAAUGUACUUCACUUUGUGUUCACUUCAUGUGGUAAAUUUCCACACUCUUAGGUACUGGUAGCACAGAGAACGAAAGCAUCUACGAUUUUCGUCUAUGUUAACAAAGAUAUUUUGUUUUCAUUGGGGCAUGUCUAACGUUCGAGUUUAUAGAAAAGAAGUUGUGCUAGUCCUGGGGUAGCGAUUUUAUUUUCAUCUUUUCAGAACUUCACAUGAUGUAACAAAGGAAGCAUAAAGCUCAAGUUAUUUCAGUCAUAAGUCACAUGUGUGCUUAUAACACUUAGUUAAGCUGUGUUGCAUUUGCAAACAACUCCUGUCCUCUAGUGCAGUGAUUCUCAAAUUCAUGUCCACAGGCGGACUAGUGGUCUGUGAAGGCAUUUCUGGGGUCAUUGAAGCAAAUGAAGCGAAGGUGCGUCCUGUUAGAUGGGUGACAUGACCAAGUGUUACUUUGUGCUCCCGUGGAAUUACUCGUGUCACAUGCAACAAUGUCCACUCUUAUGGGAAAACGCCUUAAUUAGUAUAGGCAAUUUUAUUUUUCAGUCAUGGGCACCACCAUCCUGGGCUGUUACACGAACGGUCUCUCAGUUUCGGUGCUCUUUGAAACAAAGGUUCGAAACACCAAAUGUUGUUGAUCUUGUAUAUGAAUUGGCCUUAUGGUAUUGUGAAUUGGUUGUUACCAUUAGAAAAUACUUGUGGUAACAGCUUUCAACUCUUGACGCUUUCGUAAAGUGGUCUGACCUAUACGGCACCGAAGAAUGAAAGGUUCCUAAAUAGCGCUAACAAGACAAGGACAGACAUGGCAAUGACAGCACACAGUGCUGUGUUGUCAUUCUUAUGUCUGUCCUUGUCUUCUUUUAGCACUUUUUAGGAUCCCUGUAGUAUAACAGACCAACUAGCCCAUAUUACCGCCUUGAUGAAAGGUUAAUCUGUGGGCUUCCAUCGCAGAUUUAAGUUGCCAUGAGCGCUUGAAUACUGAUGGGGUGUUCCCUCUGAUAAUGGGACAACUGUAUACAAGUCAUUCCCCUUCUGGUGUCGCUUAAAAUUUCACUUGCUGUAUAUUACAACGGUGUGAGCGCAACAUAUAUAGCAAUGGUGCAAGUGUAUUUCCAGUUCUUGUUACUUUUUUUUUUUUUUUGUAUACCCAUCUCGCAAUUUUUUUUCCACAUGUGUAUAUUGCACACCUGAAUAUAAAGUUUAUUGAUGAUUCCAGAUGUGUAUGAAUUCAAAGCUUUUGUGUAAAAAUGAUAGAACUCUAGCACCUUGUAAUAUCGGAAAACGUUUGGUACCGCUUGCCGAGAAGCCAUUGCAUGUAGACAUUCUCCUGUGGAACGUCUCAUGACCAAAGAGGAAACUCAUCGCAAUGUUUAAGUGUAAUAAGACAAAGGCUUCUUACUAUUAAAUUCAAAAUGGGCAGGGGUACACGUGGAGGAGUCGGAGGCUGGUCCUUAGCAAGUUUUGGAAAAAGUUCUUCAGGCUUAACAAUCGUCUUCAGAACUUAAAUGGCUAAGAUGGGGAAUGCAUUGUAGACUCUGUUGUUCAACUUUCUCUGCUUGCAUUUAAAUAGGCAUACUGUUUAAGGCAUACCACCCAUUGUAUUUUUAAUCGUUUUCUUUUUUUGUGUGUUUGUUUCUCGGAACAAAUUUAAAAUAUAUGGUCUGAAUUUGACGCUCCACCAAUUCCGCUUGAUUAUUUGUAUGGCAGAUUACAGUGCUCAUUUGGUUAACAUAUUUCCAGUUAAUGUUUUUUCACAAAAAAGCCUCGCCUGCCCACAGUGGGACAAAAUUAAGUGAUGAGCCAACGUCUUUCACAGAGCUUUGUGGGUGGUUGCCUCAAAACUAAAUUUCUGGCUAAAUAAAUAUGAACUGUCUGAAUAAACGUGAACUGUCUGGCUUUAAUUCUGCAAGAGAAAUAUGGGUCCCAAAGUGAAAUAUGAAAGUUAUUUGGUGGCAUUUUCCUAAUUAGCCAAGUCAACUGUGCGAUUUUUCGUGAAAGUAACGUCCAUCUCUUCAAGCAAACCACCUGAGGAUGCCUAAUUGCAAAAUUUGCUGCAGGUGUUUUUCUUUAUCUGUUAUGCUUGCAAUACCUAUUUUGCGGUGCUUGGCUUGUACAUUGCAGCUCGUCUAUGAUGUUGUUAAUUAUGGGGCUUCCUGCUGCAGCACCCUGUUGUCGGAAUUGCACAGGCUAUCGCUUGUAACAAGUGUAGAUUAGGUUCCUUGUGCUCUAAUGAUGCAAGAUAAAAAUAGCACUGUCCACAUGGCCGACAGGAUUUCAUUGAAUUUUACUUUUGGUAGUGUUAUUGAAUUUUGCCGGGAAGUGCAAAUUGUUUCAAAGUCAUUGUUUAUGGAGCGCCCUAUUUGUAUGUAUACAUCAAUGCAAGUUGCCUGACGAGUGGAUGUAGACCCUCGCUCUCACAUUUUUACAAACAAUGACAGUUCAUGUAUACGUACAAGAUAUAUCACCUACCACUUUCCUUUAUCUUUCUUUUAUUCAUAGUUUUCAAAGUGUACUAUAGUAGAUUAUUAGAAUACUUGAGUAUUGUGGAGCAAAGCUUGCACGAAACGCACGCUGCAGUGAUGGUAUGGAAAUGCGUAAACGAAUUGCGCUGGACACACUACAUGAGUCACGUACAAAGCUGCAAAGCUUGUUUGAACGUUAGUAUCGUUGUUACUAUGUGACACAUUGUUCAGUGCUGUAUGGUUGUUAGCAUUGUGGUUUAGCCCAGGUUAGUUCAGCACACUAUUAUCAUCGUUAAGAAAACUUGUCGAAGUCCAGCAGUGAGCAUAGCUUGUUAGCAAAGUGCUUAGGGCUCCUUGCAAAUGCUCCCUCUGAGAAUUUACAGUGAUAGAUUUGUAUUCACAGACUGUGUCUUGGUUUGUGUUUAUUGUCGUAGUGAAGGGCUGUAGGUUUUUUUUAACCACUUGGUGUUACUUUAACUCCACCGAAAUCUCGGAACACAGCCGUUUUGGCACGUAAAACCCCAGAAAGAAGCCAUUCUCGCAUUCCAAUGCAGUUGGAGUGUAGCUGCUGUGGCUAGGAAUAGAACCUGCGACCUUGUGUUGAGCAGCAGAAUGGCCAGUGACAUGGCCACUGAGACACUGCAAUAGGUCUGUUAGGAGUUAAUGAAUGUUGUACAGAAAUAUUACCUGUUUAAUGCCAGUAUGCUUCAGUCAUGGAAGCUUUCACACAACUCUUUUGGGGGGUGGGGCACUUCAUAACAGCUCAAUGCCUGAAAUUGCCAGUGUGCAUGUUAAAGGUUGUGUAAUAUAAGCUACACAUUAAGCAUAAUCACAGGUCUUCACAUCGUCUAGUGCCUUUAGUCUGUGCAUCUGUGCACUGAAAUUUAAUGUGGGCAACUUAUGCGGAACAUGUCUACCAAUUCUGUCUAGGUCGAUGAGGGUCUCUUUGAUCUCAUGGUGAUCUCUUUUACUCUCAUGUGAUCAAUUCUUUUAGUGCUCAGACCUUAACAAAGUGCAAAUCUGCACAGGAAUUUUCAACAAUUAAUGCUUCCUUCAUGUUUUCCGGUGCUACAAGCUUCCGAGAUGCAUAUUUCUUAUGACCUUUCCCGAUAAACACACGGAAACAAUGUCUUCUAGGGACUUUGUGUGUGCUGUAUAUCAGUACUUCAUCACGGUGGCAUUUAGAGCUACAGGGCUCAUUUUCAUAAACUUAAAUAAUCUGCAAGCCAGGCUCCUUAAAUGGUUCGUUUGUCUUGAGCUUUGGAAAAGUCAGUUGGAAACGAGGUCCUUUGAGGUGAUGGACAAUGAUUGGGUGGCAUUAUCAUCCGUCUGAUCAUAGAUAAGGCAUACAGGAACCACUUGUAAGAGGCAUGAUCAAGAUAUUGCUUAUUUUACCAGCUGACUAGUCUACAGCUUUCAGAUAUUUUCAGAAGGACUGAUAUUUCUGUUAGUGCUUUUAUGUUGAGACACUGCUACUUUAGACAGUCCUAAUGAAAUGCUCCUACUGUAGGCAUUAUUUGAAAUGGGCUGAGGCUGCUGUGUCUGCAUGAAGUGUGACUGUGCUGCAUGGUAUAUCAUGCAAUAGUUAAAUCGUAAGAGUGCAUCGUCUGUUGUCGGGAAGAUGUGGACAGAUGUCUUCCAGGCUUCCCUGACGGUCUUGCUGCCUCAACCAUGUUACUAGAAGCAAAGCAUGCAUAGUCUAGUCAUGGACGCACCAGUCCUUUUACAGGGUUACAAGUGGCAGACAUUUAACAUUAAGUGAUGGCAUUACUGGAGGGAUGCAAAAAAUAGUGAGAUUGGUAGAUUACACUUUCGGUAUAUUAAAUAGGUCAUUCCUAGUGCAGGUGUAGCAAGUCUAGCAUUCCUAGUGAGUGUAGCAGGUCAGAGAAGCACACUUGCACAGAUGACAUGUUGCAGGUGACACCUCUUGAAAUUCUGGCACCAGCGUCUGUUGCAUUUGAUUGGAGAUUUUGCAACAUCUGCUUGAAGCGAGUUCAGAAAUUUUCAAGUGAGAAAAAGGGUCGUGUUGCAUUCAAAGAUAAGCAAAACCUCCACGUGGCAACUUUUCUAGACUUUUCCUGCACAGAUAUGAAUGCUGCGACACCCACAACAUCACUGCAGUGACCAUGAGCAUCAGAAUUGCGAGGGAAAAUUAAAAAGGGAUGGUUUGCCCUUACUUACCACUUCUGGUAAUGAACCUUUUUACCUCUGGCAAAUGCUAAUGGAGUUCUGAAGAUAUAUUCUACCUUUCUAAACCGAUUUAGUUGCUCUUUUUAGUGUCCCUUUAAGCUUAAUGUUUUCCAUCAAGGUUUAUAACCAUGUGGUUGACCUAUACUCUUGAUAUAAAGACAUCGUAGAGACUUUCUCAGCCAAUAUAGGAACAUAUUGCCAUCAUCACCUUUUUUUUAUUUUUUUGUGCAUCUUACAACGUUGUGCUUCUUCAUCCAAGCCUUCCGAUUGUUUGUGUGUACGAGGAUUGAGAAUGUUGUUAAACUAUUUAUGGUGUUGCUUUAACUGUGCUUUUUGAGUGUGUUUGUCUGCAGCGAAAGCUCGCUGGCAGAGAGAAUGGGAAAAUUGCUGGAAGCUGCAAUGAAAUGUGCAAUUUAAUCAUAUUUUGCGUCUGUUGCCACAAUUUUUCUUGCACUAUGUUAGUUGCAGCAUCCGCGCAACUCCCAAGUCAGUACAUAUUUGCAAGAAUGGCACUUUAUAGACUACUUUUCUAUAUGUAGCAGGUAGGGGCAUUCAGUUUGCAUUUGGUUGUGAUAUGAUCGUUUUGCAUUACGUUUUUUUUUUUUUUUUUUUUCAGUGAAGUAGUAGUACUACUCAGCACAGAUUUGCUCCCAUAUGCCUAUUUCAACUUCUACAAGGUCCAGUCCCUAAUACGCUGUAACUAUAGUAGCUGCUUGUUUAAGGUAUCUUUGCUAUGGUUUGACCGCCUUGUUCCUGCGGCUGACGUUGAACAUGCAUUGUAUGCGAGGGUUGUGCAAUAUGUGGCCAGUCAUUGGCUCCCUAGAGCAAAAGUUGGCGAGGUAUAUUCACGGUCUUUUACCCAUUUUCUUAGGUACGUUCGAUGUGGAUGUUUGAUGGCCAACUAUAGUUAUUUACACUUAGUGCAGACAGAGAAGCUACACGGCUGCUAUUUAUGAGAGUUGUUGGAAGUGCACGUUUGCUGUUGAAAACCUUCUUUGUGCAUGUAAAGUGUUUCACAUAGUUUCAUGUUCAGCUUCCCGGGGAAAUGUCUCUGAAAGUGUAGCCUCCACUGUUUUCUCAGUCAUGAAGGCACAAUGUACCUGUUUCACGGAUGUCCAAUACAGAAAAAUAUACGAAA
Molecule: messenger RNA, 7520 nt
Organism: Dermacentor silvarum
Lineage: Eukaryota; Metazoa; Arthropoda; Arachnida; Ixodida; Ixodidae
Product: GTP-binding protein Rit1-like
Biological process (GO): Ras protein signal transduction
Cellular component (GO): plasma membrane
Molecular function (GO): GTPase activity; GTP binding; GDP binding
Source: RefSeq, a predicted model, not a curated record